Messenger RNA from Puma concolor (puma), 1362 nucleotides. The record is from RefSeq and is a predicted model, not a curated record. Lineage: Eukaryota; Metazoa; Chordata; Mammalia; Carnivora; Felidae.
AUGGUGGUUUCCAGAAUUCCCCCGGCCCUGGGUGGAGGCUGUCUCAGGAUCCUAACCCCCCUUCUGCUUCUGGCUUCUGCAGCCUCCCUCCGUGCUGCCAGGAUACCUGCACCCCCAGCUUGUGGGAAGCCCCAGCGGCUGAACCGGAUCGUGGGCGGCGAGGACAGCACUGAUGCCGAGUGGCCCUGGGUCGUGAGCAUCCAGAAGAACGGAACCCACCACUGUGCAGGCUCCCUGCUCACCAGCCGCUGGGUGGUCACUGCUGCCCACUGCUUCAAGGGCAACCUGAACAAGCUGUCCCAAUUCUCUGUGCUGCUGGGGGCCUGGCAGCUGGAGAACCCUGGCCCCAGGUCCCAGCAGGUGGGUAUCGCCUGGGUGCAGUCCCACCCUGUGUAUUCCUGGAAAGAGGGCUCCCGUGCAGACAUCGCCCUGGUGCGUCUGGAGCACGCCAUCCACUUCUCUGAGCGAAUCCUGCCCAUCUGCCUGCCUGACUCCUCCGUCCGUCUCCCUCCGAACACCCGCUGCUGGAUUGCAGGCUGGGGGAGUAUCCAUGAUGGAGUGCCCCUGCCCCACCCCCAGACCCUGCAGAAACUGGAGGUUCCCAUCAUAGACUCGGAAGUCUGCAGCCGCCUCUACUGGCGGGGCGCUGGGCAGGGAGCCAUCACCGAGGACAUGCUGUGUGCUGGCUAUCUGGAGGGGCGGCGGGACGCCUGUCUGGGUGACUCCGGUGGCCCCUUGGCCUGUGAAAAGAGAGGUGUGUGGAUUCAGGUUGGAAUCGUGAGCUGGGGAUCGGGCUGCGGUAGCCCCAACUGGCCCGGGGUCUACACCAACGUCAGUGUGUAUUUCGACUGGAUCCAGACGCUGAUGCCUCGAGGUUUACAGGGCGACACGUUCAGGCUUCAUGCGCUGUGGCGGCCCUUGAGGCUGGAACUCCCCUUCUCCCUCUUCACAGUGAGGAAACUGAGGCCCCGGGAGGUGGCGGGACUGAGUCACCCCCCUCACCAGAGUUUUUGCCCGCCUCUUACUGCACACGGACCUGCCGGGCCCUACACGGAGGGGCCAGCAGAUCCCUGGGUGGCGAGUCCCCGGCCGUCUCCUGGGCAUGCCGUGGGGUCUCCUACAGCGUCCGUCCAUUUCCACUUCCACAACCCACCCUCCGAGGAGCUGGAACCUGAGGGCGCCUCCUGUCCCCUGCUCCGAGGCCCUCCAAGCUGGCCCCAAGAGGAUCACCCACCACCCUUGGUGUCCCACAUGUCGCUGGAGGAUGGCACUCUUCUGUGCCCUGCACCAGCUGCCCUGCAGCACCGCUCCGCGGGACCCCCUGGCAGGGCCGGGAUGGCCCCUCCAGCAGCAGGCCGAUAA